AACAAACUCCAAUCAGCUGUUUCGUUUCUUGUUUACGUCAAUUUCAUACUGUAUGUAAUUAAUAAUAAUGAUAAUAUAGUUCCCACAAAACCUGAAUAAUUUGGACUUUAAACCAUAAAAUAUAGCAUGCAUGUUUGUUAAGUGCUAAUUAAAAAAUCUGCUCUAACUUAUCGUUAAUGUUCGUACUAAAAUUAGCAAUAGAGAACAAAAUGAGUGAACUGAAAUCUCUGUUUUCGAAUUUCAACAUUGUGGGGCCCAUCAGUCUUGCCGUAACCAUUCCCUGGAUCGUUUUCAAGAUGAUUAGCUCAACUUGCCUUAAGAAGGGAUAUAAUGACAUGGCUGGAAAGGUAGUAGUAAUAACAGGAGCAAGUUCAGGGCUCGGAGAGGCUUUAGCCCAUGAGUUUUAUAAACAUGGAGCACAAGUGGUGCUCUGUGCAAGGAGGAGACAAGAACUUGAAAGGGUUAGAACUGAUUUGCUACAUACUCACUGUAAAGACACCACUCAUCCUCCGAUAAUAAUACCAUUGGACUUAAGUGAGACUAAAGAUUUAGCAAAUCAUGUUGAUAAGAUACUUUCUAUAACAGGAAGAAUAGAUAUUUUGGUAAAUAAUGGGGGUAUUUCACACAGAGGACGAGUUAAAGACACUAGUGUGGAUGUAGAUAGGAGAAUUAUGGCUGUGAAUUAUUUUGGGACUGUUGCCCUGACAAAAGCUGUUUUGCAGGAUAUGCUAAAAAAGAAACAAGGUCAAAUAGUAUUUAUCAGCUCAGUACAAGGCCUCGUAGCUCUUCCAGAACGUUCAGCUUACAGUGCCUCUAAGCAUGCCUUACAAGGUUUCUGUGAUAGUCUCAGAGCGGAGGUAGCAUCAGACAAUAUUUCUGUGACUAUGGUUAGCCCAGGCUACAUAAAAACUGAACUCUCUCUAAACGCUUUGACUGGGAGUGGACAAACGUAUGGCGAAAUGGAUAAAUCCACUGAAUCCGGAUAUAGUCCCGAGUAUACUGCAGAAGAAAUUGUCAAAGCUGUUGUAACCAAGAAGAAGGAGAUUAUCUUGUGUACUUUGUUGCCGAAAAUUGCCAUAUUUUUAAGGAGAUAUGUGCCCUUUUUGUAUUUCUUGGUGAUGGAGAGGAGGGCUAGGAGUGCUAGCUUGAAGGAACUGUCUAAUAAAAAGAAAUAGGUGUAGGUGAUAGUUCACUUAUUCUUUUGAGUGGUGUAUUGGUAUGUGGUAGAAUAAUAUUAAGUUUGUAGGUUCAUAGAGGCACAUUUGUGAUUAAAUAUGGGGUUCAAGGUAAGUGCAACAAAAUUGGUUUGGUAAGUUUGUUUUUCCGACGUAUUCCAUCAUAAUAACAGUUAGAAAAUAAUAACUUCUAUAAAAAAAUUUACCUUGGACACCUGUAUGUUAUGUAUUUGGGAGGUGCACUUCUAAAAAAAUUCUAUAAGUUUAGUAUUUAGCACAAAAUGUUUAAUAUAUCUGUAUAUCUUA
Molecule: messenger RNA, 1481 nt
Organism: Anthonomus grandis grandis
Lineage: Eukaryota; Metazoa; Arthropoda; Insecta; Coleoptera; Curculionidae
Product: dehydrogenase/reductase SDR family protein 7-like
Exons: 3
Coding region: 177-1175 (332 amino acids)
Cellular component (GO): membrane
Molecular function (GO): oxidoreductase activity
Source: RefSeq, a predicted model, not a curated record